This is a messenger RNA of Xiphophorus couchianus (Monterrey platyfish), 2206 nucleotides long. RefSeq names its product transmembrane serine protease 13a (gene tmprss13a). Lineage: Eukaryota; Metazoa; Chordata; Actinopteri; Cyprinodontiformes; Poeciliidae. The coding region runs from base 220 to 1695 and encodes 491 amino acids. Gene Ontology annotation, molecular function: serine-type endopeptidase activity; protein binding. Gene Ontology annotation, cellular component: membrane. The transcript has 13 exons. The record is from RefSeq and is a predicted model, not a curated record. Gene Ontology annotation, biological process: proteolysis.
GGAGGCCAUAAGGAGGGACGACAAAGAGCAACCCCUUAUAGUUAAUGUUUCAGUUUGUUGAAAAUCCAACUUCACAUAAAACGGAGAAAGACGAACAGAGAAGUUUAAUGUUUCACCACCAUGUUCUGACUAUUGCUGCAACAGAGAUAACCUGGUUGUGAAAAAGCUCCACCCACUUGCUUUUACCUCCACGCUCAAGUUGUUGCUGUCCCAAAUCCAAUGGCAAAGAGAGAUGCGGACGCACCUCCUCCUCCCUACUACCCUGCUGGUCUACACACUCAGCCCCCUCUCAGGCAAUAUGAAGAAGUGGUGUAUGGCUCAAACCCAGGGCUGACACUCCCAAACCAGCCCCGUUAUAUCCCCCGCUAUCCCCCACCUGUUGUUUCACCCCCAGUUACUGAACCCAGUUCACUGCCUAAGAAGGAAAAUAACUGCUGUGGAAACAAGGCUCAGCUCUACAAGGUGGCAGCAGCGGUUCUACUGGUGCUUGUUCUGCUGGGAGUCGCUAUAUUUCUUGGAGUUUAUUUUGGCACCAAGGCAUUAGCGGACGCAGAGUAUGGUGACAACAGCAAACACAAUCUUGACGAAAACAAUGUUUUGCUUCAGCAUGACACCUGCUCCAACCACACUGUCCAGUGUGACGCAGUCAAGGACUGCCAACUGGGCUCUGAUGAAACAAACUGUGUUCAAUUCGGAACGAGCAACAGCCUGGAGGUGAAAACAGCCCAAGAUGGACGCUUCCUACCAGUGUGUUACAGUGGCUGGAACAAGGAAUAUUCUGACCGUGUCUGCUCACAGCUCGGAUUAAGAUGGUCUUAUUUAAGUGAAGAAAUUGAUUCCAGUCCAUCCAAGGCUUUAAAACUGACCAGCAAUUCAGCUUCUCUUGUUCAGGGUCUCUUUACUACCAGUUCUUCCUGUCCAAACGGCAAGACCGUCUCCCUGCAGUGUGUGGACUGUGGCAAACAGCCGGCUACAUCCCGGAUCAUUGGGGGCACUGUGUCUAAAUCGGGUCAAUGGCCUUGGCAGGUGUCGCUUCAAUUCAAAGGAUCCCACGUCUGUGGUGGUGUCCUGAUCUCACCGGAUUUUGUGCUGACCGCUGCUCAUUGUUUCCCCAAUGAGUACCUCUCUGCUGAAAACUGGAAAGUGUAUGCUGGAAUUGUGUCUCUGGAUAAACUAACUCAGCCCUACCUGGUUCAGAAGAUCAUACUCAACGAGAACUACAACGGCAAGACCAGUGACCAAGACGUUGCUCUUCUUAAGCUUACAUCUCAAGUUACUUUUAAUGAUUAUGUUCAGCCAGUCUGCCUUCCACUCAAUGGCCAGGACUUUCCACAGGGAACCAGUUGCUGGACGUCUGGUUUUGGCACUACUAAGGCAGGAUCUGGAACCGUCUCAAAGGACCUAAUGGAAGUGAGUGUGGACAUCAUUAGCACACAGGUGUGCAACACUCCAUCGGUAUACGGAGGUGCAGUGACCAGUAAUAUGAUUUGUGCUGGGAAAUUGGAAGGAGGCAAAGAUUCCUGUCAGGGUGACAGUGGAGGACCUUUGGUUUGUAAAGGAGACAGUCGUUGGUACCUGGUGGGGCUCACCAGCUGGGGAUCGGGUUGUGGUGACGUAAACAAGCCUGGUGUCUACACCAGAGUGAGCAGUGUUCUUUCUUGGGUCUACAGCAAAUUGCAGCAAGUGAAACCUUAAUAUCUCCUACAUGUCCAGCCUGGCUAAUGAAGUCUGCACUGCAAACUCAUGUUUGAUGAAGAAAUUGCAACAUAGUGAUGAGAAGAAGCUACAGACUGAAAACAAUCAUAUAAAAGGUUACAUGUUGGCUUAUGGGGGAAAGAUAAGUUAACUAGAAAGAUAAUAAAUAUUAAAGAAGUUGAUUCAAUAUCAAUGUAGCACUUUUGAUUUUGGGUGUUUCACUCUUACAUUAGCUGGGCUUCAAAAAUGGCUCACCUUUCUAUAUUUAAUUUUUGCCAAUGACAGACCUUAUUAUCAUAAUUCCACUGAUCAAAGGUAGACUUUAAAAAUGAUGAAGGAAUAUAAAUUUAUAAAUAUAUAUAUAUGUAGAGAGAGAUUGUCAAUAGGUAUGUUCUUCUUAUUGUUGUCUGUCUGUUUACAGUUUAGAAAUGUACAUUUUACUUUAUACUGAAAUCAAAGAGAUUUGAUACAUGUUUUUGGAAUUUUGUGAAUAUAAACAAAUUUUUGUGGA